Messenger RNA from Linum tenue, 1668 nucleotides. The record is from the annotation of a GenBank genome assembly. Lineage: Eukaryota; Viridiplantae; Streptophyta; Magnoliopsida; Malpighiales; Linaceae.
AUGUCUCACCUCCGCCAAAUAAUCCUCCGCAAUCUUACUCCCUCCUUCGCCCUCACCGUCCGCCGUUACUUCUGCCGCUUCCCUGCUCGUUUAAUCUCCGCGACCCGCCGUUGCUCGCCUUAUCUCCCCGCCAAACAAUCCCACCUAACCUUACUUCCUCCCUCAGGCUUUUCUACCACUUCUUCCCCUGUUCUCUGUAGAACACAAACUACCGCUCCUCACUCCCCACAAAUCCAAAGCUCCAACCCAUAUUCCCACUUCGUCAAAACCACUGACGAAAUACAAAUCUCUCCACCGCCGGGCUCUGUUCCCGCCACUUCCCUCCCGCUCACAUUCUUCGACAUAACAUUUCUUGGCGUUAAACCCAUCCAACGAGUCUUCUUCUACAAUAUCCCAAACUGCAACGUUCCCCACUUCCGCCAAACAAUCCUCCCCAAUCUAACUUCCUCCCUCUCCCUCGCCCUCCGUUACUUCUACCCUUUUGCUGCUCGCCUCGUCUCCCCGUCCCGACCCGGAAAGCCCUACAUCCGCUACUCCGAUGGCGACUCUGUUUCCCUCACCGUCGCCGAGACCGCUCUCGACUUCGACCAAGUCUCCACCGACCUCCCAAACGACGCCGCCUUGCUCCACACUCUUCUCCCCAAACUCCCUCCCGCCGAAUCAAAGCCUGACGACGACGGCGCAAUCGUGGCACCGCUUCUCGCCGUGAAGAUCACUCUGUUCCCGGACUCUGGCGUCUGCAUCGGGUUCGAGUUUCUCCACGUGGCAGCCGACGGGUUGGCUUUCAGCAAUUUCGUGAAAUCCUGGGCUUCGAUUUGCAGGUCCGGGGGCGAGGACUCGAGCUGGGUCGAAAACUCGCCGCCGUGCCUCGACCGAUCGUUGAUCCACGACCCGAGAAAUCUGAAGGACAUUUUCACCGAACAAGUGUGGAAUUUUGCGGAGGCUUGGCAGGACGACUCGAUCCUAUGUAAACAUUCGGGUAAGGUCCGUGCGACGUUCGCGAUUGACAGAGAAGAUAUAUCCAGGCUGAAAGCCACUGUGAAUCGCGACAAUUUCGGCGACGGCAAACAGCUUCCACCGGCCUCGGCAUUUGCAGUGACGAGCGCUUUGAUAUGGACCAAUUUGAUGAAAUCCCUAGAUCUCGUAGAAGAAAAAGCAGGGGAGGACGGCGGCGGCGGCGAGAAAAUCGACAGCAACGUGAUUGUGGCAGAUUUCCGCGGCCGUCUCGACCCCCCGCUCCCGGCGACCUACUUCGGCAACUGUGUCGGGGUAAAGAUAGUGUCGGUGAAGCGGAGACAACUGCUGGGAGACGACGGCUUCGUGGUGGCGGCGAAGGCGAUCACGGCGGGGGUUCAGGGGCUCGGAGAGGAGGCGUUGGAAGAUGCGGAGAAAUGGAUAACGGGAUUUGGGGAAGCUUUCAAAUUUGGGAAAGUUGUGACGGUUGCCGGAUCGCCGAGGAUGCGGGUUUACGAGUCGGAUUUCGGGUGGGGGAGGCCGAGGAAGGUGGAGCCGGUGCAGAUUGACACGUCCGACACGGUUUACAUCUCCGAUGCGAGAGAUGAGGAAAGGGGCGGGCUUGAGUUCGGGUUGGUGCUGAGAAAGGAUGAGAUGGACACAUUUGUGACUUUGUUUGAGAAACUUUUGAACCAACUACGUCAGGUUGAUUGA